This is a messenger RNA of Mesorhabditis spiculigera, 2031 nucleotides long. Lineage: Eukaryota; Metazoa; Nematoda; Chromadorea; Rhabditida; Rhabditidae. The record is from the annotation of a GenBank genome assembly.
AUGAAUGAAGAAUGUAUACGGCUUGCGGCCAGCUACCUGAACAACAUGAACCCGGAUGUGUCGCCGUGCACCGAUUUCUACGAGUUUGCCUGCGGCCAAUAUGCCAGUACUCGGAUAAUCCCAGAGCACGAGCGAAAGAUUACGGUAUUGACAGAGAUGAAAACGAGGCUGGAUCGACAUUUGAAAGAUAUUCUCGAAAAAUCGUCCCGAGAAGACGCGACACCGGCUAUGAGAUUGGCACAGAUCUAUUAUGACUCGUGCAUGGAUGGAGAAGCACAGGAUGAACAGGAUCUUCUCCCUCUGAAUGAAAUGUUGUCCAAGCUGGGCGGCUGGCAACUAUUGACGAAUGCCCGCUUCGAGCAGCCGAAUUUCCAUUGGGAAACACUGGCCGGUCAAACGGCGCUGUACGGUGUAGGGAGUCUGGUUCGAUUCUUUGUUCACAACUCGUUCACCGACAGCACACAGCACAUGUUGAUGUUCAGCCCGCCGAAGCUGCUGCUCGACAAAAAGAAGUUCUACCGCGAGCCGCUGGCCACCAACAGCUACCUCCAGUUUUACAAGCAGUACAUGCUGGAGCUGCUGCAGAUGCUCGGCGCCGAACCAGAUGCUAUUGAGCCGCAUGUCGUGGACAUCAUCAAUUUUGAGUGCCAGAUUGCUAAUUUGACCCGGUCCACCGAAAAUCAACGAAACCACUCGACGAUCAACAACGUGAUGUCGAUGGGGGAUUUCCGGACUAGAUAUGAAAAGAUCAACUGGGAUCUGCUGUUCAACGACGACAUUCGCGCGUAUUUGGCUCCGAUGAGCGAUUCGAUGCUGGUGAACGUGCUCGACAUUGGGUAUUUCGACCAGCUGGCGAAGCUGGUGGGGGAGACGCGGAUGCAAAUCAUUUCUGACUACAUGCUAUGGAAAGUCGUCUCAACUUUUGAUGCCUAUCUACCCCGACACUACCGCGAGCCGUUCGAUCGGUUUAAGGCUCGCGUAAUGGGUUCAUCCGAGGUGCCCCGGUGGGAGGCGUGUGUUCACGAGACACGCGAGAAGCUCGGUGUACCCCUGUCGACGGCAUAUGCUCAUAAACAUUUCGACUCGGUCCAUUCGGCUAUUGCAGAAGAGUUGAUCGUGGACCUGAAGGAGUCGAUGCGGCAGACGCUGUUGAGCACGGACUGGAUGGACGAGGAGACGAGAGAGCACGCCCUGCAUAAACUCGCCAAAAUGGGCCAUAAAAUUGGCUACCCGCCAACCCUGCUGAACGAGACGGCCGUGUUGAUGCCGUACGCGGGGAUACGGUUGACGGCCGAUCGAUAUUUUGACAAUGCGGUGGCGUUGAAACGGGUCGAAAUGAGGGAAAUCCUGCGCCGUCUGCACCGCCCAGCCGACAAGACCGAGUGGGUAUCACCGGUGAUUGCCGUCGACGCUUACCAUUAUUUCAACGGAAAUGAGAUUAUAUUCCCGGCCGGAAUCCUUCAAUUCCCGAUGUUCGUCCCGCAGGCACCGGCAUAUGUGAAUUAUGGAGCGAUCGGGAUGGGGAUUGGCCACGAGAUAACGCAUGGAUAUGAUGACUUGGGAGCCCAAUACGACGAGCAGGGCAAUUUGCGGAGGUGGUGGCUGGGCGAAACGAUGCGUGUAUUCCAGUCGAAGAAACAGUGCUUCGUGCAGCAGUAUAACAACAAGUUUGAGCCGACGACAGAGAGAAAGCUCGACGGCCGAUUGACGAUAGGGGAAAAUAUAGCCGACAAUGGUGGGCUUCGAGUGGCACAUAAGGCGUACGAAAUCCACGCUAAACGCGCCACCGACCUUCGCCAUCUCCCCGGAAUGCAAAACUUCACCGACUCGCAGAUGUUCUUCUUGGCUUUUGCGAAUACGUGGUGUGAAGCGGUGAAACCCUCUGCAAUCGAUUACAUUAUGGAAACCGAUGUGCAUUCGCUGGGAAUGUUUAGGGUGAACGUUCCGCUGCAGAAUUUCCCGGCCUUUUCCCAAUCGUUCAACUGCCCGAUUGGCAGCCCGAUGAACCCGUUCGAGAAGUGUCGUGUGUGG